CUCCAAAUUGCUCGUAAAAUCUCUUAUACAAAGAGGGUAUGGGAAACGCGAAAUAUCAGCUUCCAAAAUUAGCAGUCCGAAGCGUGGUUGACCUUGAAACAAAGGAGACAAGACAAUAAGACAUCCAUUCCCGGUCCAUUGACACACGAGUACAAGAGACGGUUAGGUGCAUGCAUGCCCACCACGCCUCCUACGAUUUAGGACGAGAAGCCAUGGCGCCCGACCAUGCACCGACAUUGCCGUCGCACCGCUCGCCGGGGGCUCUUCCCGUUUAAGUAACUCGCCACUCCCCUCUUUGACGCAUUCCCUCUCCUCCGCUGCGCAGGCCACCGAUCGAUCGGAGGGGCCUUCUAGCUAGCUGCACGACCGUGCGUGGUAGCAACACCUACCAUCGAUCAUCUCUGCUCGAUCCCCUCUCGCGCGCCCGCUGAGCUAGGCCGACGUCGUCGUUGCUUCCUGGCCGGGCAAGAUGCCAGGAGCCGUGAUCGUGCACCACGCCAGGUACAAGACAUACCCUGGCGAUGUCACCGGCUACGUCUUCUACUCCUGUCUCGUCGCCUCCGUCGGCGGCUGCAUCUUCGGCUACGACAUCGGCCUCACCGCCGGUCUGACGUCGACGGAGUCGUUCUUGAUCAUGUUCUUCCCGGACAUCUACCGGCAACAGAAGGAGCAGGUGAUCACGAACCAGUACUGCAAGUUCGACAGCCAGGAGCUGUCCCUCUUCGGCUCCUCGCUCUUCCUCUCCGCCGCCGUGGCCUCCCUCUUCGCCAGCCUCAUGGCGCGAACCUUCGGCCGCAAGUGGACCCUCUUCUCCGCCGCCUCCGCCUACGUCCUCGGCGCCUGCAUGGGCGGCGUCGCAACCACCUUCCCCAUCCUCCUCACCGGCCGCCUCCUCCUCGGCGUCGGCGUCGGCCUGUGCAUCCACGCUUCGCCGCUCUACAUCUCGGAGAUGGCGCCCGCUCAGCAGCGUGGGAUGCUCAACAUCCUGUUCCAGUUCAUGAUCACCAUCGGGAUCCUGUCCGCGAGUCUGGCCAACUACUUUACCGCCAAGUUCAUCGGCGGCUGGGGCUGGCGCGUCGGGCUGGCCCUCGGCGCCGUCCCGGGCGGCGUCAUCGCCCUGGGCUCCCUCGCCAUCCCGGACACGCCCAUCUCCCUCCUCAGCCGCGGCGAGACCGAGACGGCCCGUGCCGUGCUGUCACAGAUCAGGGGCAUCGGGCCCGACGACGUGCGGCAGGAGUUCGACGACCUCGUCUCCGCCUGCGAGGAGAGCAAGGCCGUGGUCAACCCGUGGCGUGAGCUCUUCAUCGGCGGGAGGUACAAGCCGCAGCUCGUCUUCGCGCUCACCGUGCCCUUCUUCCAACAGCUCACCGGCAUCAACGUCAUCAUGUUCUACGCGCCGGUGCUGUUCAAGACGAUGGGGUUCCGGCAGGACGCGUCCAUCGUGUCCUCCGUCAUCACGGGACUCGUCAACGUGUUCUCCACCUUCGUCGCCCUCUGUACCGCCGACAAGGUGGGCCGGCGUGCCCUGUUCCUGCAGGGCGGCACCCAGAUGAUCAUCUCCCAGAUCCUGGUGGGCACCUUCAUCGGGCUCCAGUUCGGCCUCAGCGGGACGGGGGCCAUCUCGGAGCAAUACGCCAUGUGCAUCGUGCUCUUCAUUUGCGUGUACGUGGCCGGCUUCGCGUGGUCGUGGGGGCCGAUGGGGUGGCUCAUCCCCAGCGAGGUGUACCCGCUGGGGGUGCGGUCGCAGGCGCAGAGCAUCACGGUGGCCGUCAACAUGUGCUUCACGGCCUUCAUCGGCCAGAUCUUCCUGACGCUGCUGUGCCACCUGAGGUUCGGCCUCUUCUUCUUCUUCGGCGCCUGGUUGCUGCUCAUGACGCUCUUCAUCGCCGUCGUGCUGCCGGAGACCAAGUGCGUGCCGCUCGAGGAGGUGUCGCACGUCUGGAGGAAGCACUGGUUCUGGAGGAAGUACAUCGUCGACAGCAGCGCCGACGCGCGCGGCGCCGAGAUGAGGAAGAGGAUAGCGCUAGAGAUGAGCUGAUCGAUCUAGUGAUCUCUAGCCAUGGAGGUAUAGGCAGAUCGGAUGAUCGGUGGGUACACUACACGGACCGACACGAUUGGCUGCAGGUACAGCUCUGCUUCAUCGAUGUAGCUAGCACGAGAGCGCGAAUUGGUUAAGCCAAAGUGUGCAGAAUCUAACUAAAUUAACUAGUGUUAUGAUUCUUGUGUUGUAGAAUUGAUCAUAGGAGACUCAUCAUCUUGUAAUUGUUUCAUGUUUGUUUGGUGUCAACUUGUCAGAAAGUUCUUGUAAAGUAUUACCAAAACAAAAAAUGACCAUAAUCUCACUAUAUGGUUACUGUGGUUCA
Molecule: messenger RNA, 2363 nt
Organism: Lolium perenne
Lineage: Eukaryota; Viridiplantae; Streptophyta; Magnoliopsida; Poales; Poaceae
Product: sugar transport protein MST8
Biological process (GO): monosaccharide transmembrane transport
Cellular component (GO): membrane
Molecular function (GO): monosaccharide transmembrane transporter activity
Source: RefSeq, a predicted model, not a curated record